Messenger RNA from Lagopus leucura (white-tailed ptarmigan), 1411 nucleotides. RefSeq lists its product as uncharacterized. Bases 21 to 1148 code for a protein of 375 amino acids. The transcript has 2 exons. Gene Ontology annotation, molecular function: DNA binding. The record is from RefSeq and is a predicted model, not a curated record. NCBI's taxonomy places the organism in Eukaryota, Metazoa, Chordata, Aves, Galliformes, Phasianidae. Gene Ontology annotation, biological process: DNA integration; DNA recombination.
GCUGAAGUACAGCGCUCGUCAUGUCGCGCAGUGGCCGCGCUGCGAGUGGGGCUGCGGCCUCUUCACCUUUCUGGGAGAUGCUGACCCUGUUGGCCCAGGAGCCGGGCGUGGAGUGGCUGAAGCUGGGCCUCUCCGGACAGGCGGCUGUUGCAUCGCCGUGCAGAACGGGGCAGAGGACCGCGUGCAGGACCCAGGCGGCGGGGCGGUGCGGGGAGCUCGGCGCGGCAGCGGGACGGGAGGCUGAUUCUUCUUGGAAACACUCACUGGGACCUCAGCCUCUGAAGACAUUGUUGUUAUUGGAGUGCUCGGGGGAUGUUAGGCUUUGGCAAGCCUACCUUGAGGGGCUGAAGAAAUUUCUCGCCUUUAGGAAGGUCAUGGAAAUGCCUGCAGCCUGGCCCAUUCCAGAGGAUCAAGUUAGGGGAUUUUUAGCUGUGGAGUCUCUUUACUCCUCCUCAAAAACAUUGGUGUAUGUGGCAGCCUUGUCUUACUUAUCAAGACUGUCUGGUAAUUCUGACCCUCUGGAAGAUGCUAUAACCCGUUGGAUGGUAAUGGGGUUGAGAUGUCAAGUGGGCAUCCUGAGGGAAAAAUAUGCUCCUAUAACAAUUGAGGUGUUACGAUCUCUUUUAGGAGCUCUGGAAUCUGUUUGUGUAUCCCGUUAUGAAUGCUUACUGUUCCGUGCAUUGUUCACAGUGGCUUUUUUUGGUGCACUUCGAAUAAGAGAGGUGGUGGCAAAGCACCGUAAUGUACUGCAGCCUGAACUGCUCUACCUGAGGGACAUGCAGGUGACAGAAGGCAGAGUGGUGUUUCGCCUGCGUAACUCUCCUGUCGACCGGGAGAGACCCAUCAUCAGCCUUGCUCUGUCAGGAGAACCGUGGGUGUGCCCUGUCCUGGCCCUCCGGAGCUUUGUGGCUGUGCGUUCAAGGCUGGAAGGGCCGCUCUUUGUGCACAGGGACAACGUGCCUGUAACGAAGAGGGAUUUCCUGACUGUUCUCAGGUGGACCCUUAGGCUGCUGGGGCUGCCCCUGGAGCAGUACGGUGUGCACUCCUUCUGGCUGGGGACUAUCAUCACUGCUGCACGUUGCGGUUAUCCCAGGGAGGAUGUCACUCGCCUGGCAAGGUGGCCGUGUGUGUUCCCAGACAAGUCAUAGCCAUGGAGACAAAAGAAGCUAGUGGUUUCUUUCUGUAGGAGUUUUAACAACAUAAAUUACUGCCAAGGACUAUAAACUAACAUUACCAUCUGUAAUGAAUGUUCUACCUCACUGUGGAUAUGGUCUGUGAAGUUCUCUUGUACUUGUUUUCACUGUAUACUGUUGAGGGUGGGGGGACUGUCAAACUUGCUAUUCCUGCAGAUGCUUUUAUAUUGUAUAACUUAAGUUAAUAAAUGCUUCCUUUUUAAAAGUGCAGUCUAUGC